CGCCGGGGCUCUCUCCCACCUUCGAAGAAUCGCCCGGAUUUCCCUCUGGAUCCGAGGGCCCGCGGCUGCAGCCCCGGGCAGGCUGCCCUUCCAAAGGCCACCAUACUGGAUCUGUCCUGCAAUAAACUGACUACUCUCCCGUCGGAUUUCUGUGGCCUCACACACCUGGUGAAGCUGGACCUGAGUAAGAACAAACUGCAGCAACUGCCAGCCGACUUCGGCCGUCUGGUCAACCUCCAGCACCUGGAUCUCCUCAAAAACAGACUGGUUACCCUGCCUGUCAGCUUUGCUCAGCUCAAGAGCCUGAAGUGGCUGGACCUGAAGGAUAACCCCCUGGAUCCUGCCCUGGCCAAAGUGGCAGGGGACUGCCUGGAUGAGAAGCAGUGUAAGCAGUGUGCCAACAAGGUUUUACAGCACAUGAAGGUCGUGCAGGCGGAUCAGGAGCGAGAGAGGCAGCGGCGGCAGGAAGUAGAACGCGAGGCCGAGAAGAAGCGGGAGGCCAAGCAGCGCGCCAAGGAGGCUCAGGAGCGGGAGGUGCGCAAGCGGGAGAAGGCGGAAGAGAAGGAGCGCCGGAGGAAGGAGUACGAUGCCCUCAAAGCAUCCAAACGGGAGCCCGAGAAGAAACCCAAGAAGGAAACGAAUCAGGCAUCGAAAUCCAAGUCCGGCUCUCGGUCCCGGAAGCAGCCACCCCGGAAGCACACCCGGUCCUGGGCGGUGCUGAAGCUGCUGCUGUUGCUGCUGCUGUGCGUGGCGGGCGGGCUGGUGGCGUGCCGGGUGACGGAGCUGCAGCAGCAGCCCCUCUGCACCAGCGUGAACACCAUCUACGACAAUGCGAUCCGGGGUCUGCGCAGCCACCACAUCCUCCAGUGGGUCCUGCAGACCGACCCCCAGCAAUGAGCGUGUCCUCAACACCUGCUGCCUCUCAGCCCUGGGACUUGGAUUCCUAUGGAAUUGGGUUCUGCUGGACACAACCUCUUUUUAGCGUCAGACCUACCUGCCGUCAUUAAAUGGCUGCUGAUUGGUACUUGAGA
Messenger RNA from Myotis davidii, 1031 nucleotides. It is a transcript of the gene LRRC59, whose product is annotated as leucine rich repeat containing 59. The record is from RefSeq and is a predicted model, not a curated record. Lineage: Eukaryota; Metazoa; Chordata; Mammalia; Chiroptera; Vespertilionidae. Gene Ontology annotation, molecular function: protein binding. The annotation marks the transcript as partial. The transcript is spliced from 7 exons.